Cryptomeria japonica (Japanese cedar) is the source of this 2223-nucleotide messenger RNA. RefSeq names its product wall-associated receptor kinase 2-like. NCBI's taxonomy places the organism in Eukaryota, Viridiplantae, Streptophyta, Pinopsida, Cupressales, Cupressaceae. Gene Ontology annotation, molecular function: protein serine/threonine kinase activity; ATP binding; polysaccharide binding. The record is from RefSeq and is a predicted model, not a curated record. Bases 1 to 2223 code for a protein of 740 amino acids. The transcript is spliced from 3 exons. Gene Ontology annotation, cellular component: plasma membrane. Gene Ontology annotation, biological process: cell surface receptor signaling pathway; protein phosphorylation.
AUGCAUUGGGAGGUCGGUGCUGUAUUUCUGAUUUGGUGGUGUUUAAUCGCCUCUGCUGUUGCAAAAUGCGAUCUUCAAUUGUGUGGAACGCAGAAUGUAAGUUACCCACUUUGGAUAGACGAUCCAAGUUGUGGGUACCCUGGUUUUCAGAUCAAAUGCAUGGAGAAGGAGAAUGAGAAUGGGAAUUCUAGCAAGGAGUUCGCUCCAUUUCUUGGUGCUCUUGUGAAUGGCGCGGAUACGGACUUAGAGAUCCUGCACAUCAAUUACACGGGCUCUCUGAUCAUAAACUCCACUUCUCUAAAAGCCAUGUCGUGUAAUGAAACAGAUGAUGCUUCUGUGCUGUUUGAGUUACCUGCAAAUGGCCCCUUCACCAUUUCCUCUAUCAACAAAUUUGUGGUCAUUGGUUGCAGAUCAAAUGGUUCUUUCACACUUGAUGAUGGGCAGGGGUACUGUGAAUCUGCAUGUCUUAAUCAAUUUGAUCCAAAAUACUGCAACGCUUAUGGGUGUUGUGAAGCUGGUAUUCCAGGAAAACAUAGGACGAUAAAUUUCACUGGCGGGGGAAUUAAGUAUAAGGACUUUCCGGGGGUGUGCGGCUUCUCUACCAAUCUUGAUCCACUUACUUGGGACCUUCCUGAGCACGAAUUUGGCCAGUUGGCCAGGGGACAUUACGGCCUCCUGCUCCAGUGGGGCAUCGACCAUGGAAAUUGCUCAAUUGUCAAAGGAACAGCCAAUUACUCGUGCGCCACGGAAGCCGAAUGCAUCGACUCUCCAACAGGGGACGCCCACACAUGCAAAUGUUUUCCGGGCUACGAAGGGACUGGUUACUCUAACAGCACCGGUUGCACAGAUGUGGACGAGUGCAGUCUCGGAGAUUUGAAUCAGUGCGUUGAACCAUCGGCCGGUGGGCUAUGUACCGAUUUGCCUGGUUCUUACAAUUGUUCAUGUACAAAGGAUUAUACUGGCGAUGGCUUUCAAAAUGGGACAAGAUGCCAGCCGCCGAGCUCAAACAACUCCCUCAUACCUGCAGUUAUAGGAUUUGUUUCUUCAUUGAGCGGAAUUACGUUUGGAGUGGCUGCAUCAUUUUGGUGGCUGAGGAGGCGUCAAUUGAAAUAUGCUGGGGAUAAGAAUUUCAUAAAGAAUGGGGGUGUUGAGUUGCAUGAACGCAUUGUAUCAAUGGGAGGAAGAAAGAGCCUACGAAUGUUUUCUGAAAGAGAGUUAGAGAUAGCCUCCAACAAUUACUCAAUAGAGUUAGGAAGAGGCGGCUUUGCCACAGUGUACAAAGGAGUUCUCUCAGAUGGCAUGCAUGUGGCGAUCAAAAAGCCCAAAGCACUUUCCCCCGAGUUCAUUAACGAAAUUGUGAUCUUGUCCCACAUCAAUCACAGAAACGUAGUGAAAUUGAUCGGUUGUUGUCUCCGUACUCAACUUCCAUUGCUUGUAUAUGAAUUUGUGCCAAAUGGGACACUCUUUCAACAUCUACAAUCAUCAGACAAGAACUUUACUUGGGAAAGAAGGCAACAGAUCGCCAUAGAGACUGCAGAGGGUGUAGCAUACGUGCAUCGUGAAGCCUCACAGCCCAUUUUCCAUCGAGACAUAAAAUCCUCAAAUAUUUUGCUAGACGACACAUUCACACCCAAAGUAGCAGACUUUGGUAUUUCUCUUCUACGACCUUACGAUGAAACCCAUUUCAGCAUCAUGAUUCCAUCGGGCACUCCAGGUUAUAUAGACCCUGAGUUCGUGAGGAGCAACCAGUAUACAGACAAGAGUGACGUUUACAGCUUUGGUGUAGUUUUGGUGGAGCUUCUCACUGGUCUACGACCUGUGUUGUCUGUACAAGGAUCCAUGUGUCCUUUGUAUGACCAUUUCCUCUCCACAAUUAAUGGCAACCGUCUUAGAGAAAUUUUAGAUGCUAAUGUAGUGAAAGAGGAAAACCUAGAGCAAAUGGAAAAAAUGGCAAGGUUAGCAAAAGCAUGUUUGCAAGUGAACCCAAAAGAAAGGCCAUCCAUGAGAGAGGUGGUGGAGGAACUUGCUUGGAUUAGAGCCGCCACAAAACAGACGAGACCUUUUGGAGAUGUCACUCUUGUGGAGCAUUCCGGUGAUCCAAAAAAUGAAAGACUGAAUUAUAAUACUUUGGCAGCUACUUGUCCACCCGUUACAGUAAUUGCUUUAGAGGACACUUCCACUCCAUUGAUUCGGAUUGAAAUGUCAGAUAUGUUUGAACGGUGA